UGUAAAAUUAUGGAGGAGUACGCGCCAAGUCGUUAUAAAAUGCUAGAUAAAAUUGGCGAAGGUGUGCAUGGUUGUGUAUUCAAGGCCAUUGAUUUGCAACGCAACGUGGAUGUGGCCAUCAAGAAGGUGGCAUUGAAAAAUAAAUUUGGGAAUAUUUCACUCAAUACACUGCGUGAGAUUAAGACACUGCAGCUCUGUGAUUCGGAAUAUAUACUAAACAUUGUCGACUUAUAUCCGGAUGUGACGGGCUUAGCAUUGGUAUUGGAAUACAUGCCCGACACGCUUUAUGGCCGGCUAAAGAACGAAGCUAAUCCAUUAAGCCGGCAGCAGGUCCGCAAGUACUCUCUAAUGAUGUUUAAGGGCAUGGCGUAUCUGCAUAAUGUUGACAUUAUGCAUCGCGAUAUCAAGCCCGCCAAUUUACUCAUAAGUCGUUCAGAUGUUUUAAAAAUCGCAGACUUUGGCUUGGCACGGCUUUACUUUCCCGAAGAAGAAUCGCGACUGUAUUCACCACAGGUUUCCACGCGUUGGUACCGGGCACCUGAAAUACUUUGGGGCAGCCAAAAGUAUGGACCGCCCGUUGACAUGUGGGCCUGUGGCAAUGUUUUGGCUGAAAUGCUGCGUAGCGUGCCGCUCUUUGCAGGCACUACAGACAUCGAGCAGCUGGCCAUUAUAAUACGCACAAUGGGCAGUCCACGUCUGAAUGAAUGGCCAGAGCUGACAUCCUUACCGGAUUAUAGUAAAAUUAGAUUUCCAAAUUCGGUUGGCGUACACUGGACCAAUUUAUUUCCCAGCUGCACACAUGCGGUGGAGAUCGAUUUGGUGUCCAAUUUGGUGGUAUACAAUCCAAAGAAUCGUCUAACAGCUGCACAGGCAAUUGAACACAACUAUUUUCGUUAAUGUAGGAUAUUUUAUUUACACAUACUAAUAGUAAGAAGUUAG
Messenger RNA from Drosophila busckii, 939 nucleotides. Its product is annotated as cyclin-dependent kinase 20. Gene Ontology annotation, molecular function: cyclin-dependent protein serine/threonine kinase activity; ATP binding. Gene Ontology annotation, cellular component: nucleus. Lineage: Eukaryota; Metazoa; Arthropoda; Insecta; Diptera; Drosophilidae. The record is from RefSeq and is a predicted model, not a curated record. The transcript has 4 exons. The coding region runs from base 10 to 897 and encodes 295 amino acids. Gene Ontology annotation, biological process: protein phosphorylation.